UGUUCGUGUUCUUCACUUACUAUAAAACGAAUGUCAGAAAUUAAAACGGUUCAGUCAGAGUUGAUUUUUAGCAAGCGAAAAUGGUGAUCAAGGAAAGUGACUUCGAUGAAUCGCUCGGUUAUGCGUUGCUUCGUAAUGACAUGGGAUCCAUCUGGGAUGCUAGCAAGGAUGAGCGGAUGAUGAAUGGAACCAUGGAUCCGGAGUUGAUUCAACGUGCAAAAGAACGGGCUAUUCGCGCUCAGCUCAAUUCCGCGGAUGGGGAUACUUGCGAAACACACGAUCAAUUCUACAGAGACCAUAAGCUGCUUUUGGUGCUGUUCCGGGCGCUAGCCGUUAUGCCGAUUCUGCGCUCUUCCCCCGGACGAAUUACCUUCAACUGGAAAUCUUGGGCUUCGAUAUAUGCCUAUUGCUUCUACGUCGUCAGCACGAUUGUUGUGCUGAUUGUGGGUUACGAACGGAUUAAGAUAUUGCAGAACACGAAAAAGUUCGAUGAGUACAUCUACGGAAUUGUGUUCGUUUUAUUCCUGGUGCCCCACUUCUGGAUUCCAUUUGUGGGCUGGGGCGUCGCAAAACAUGUUGCUGUGUACAAAACUGGGUGGGGGACGUUCCAAGUGCGCUACUAUCGCGUAACUGGCACUAACCUAGAGUUUCCCCACCUGAAGCUUUUGAUUGUGAUUUUUUCUGUUGGUUGUUUGGUUGUUGCAAUCAUAUUUUUGCUAUCGUUGAGCUUUCUUCUGGAAGGCUUCACACUUUGGCACACGUCGGCCUAUUAUCAUAUAAUAACGAUGCUUAAUAUGAACAGCUCACUCUGGUAUAUCAACUGCCGUGGGAUCCUAGUAGCAUCCUCUAGCUUGUCUAAGCGUUUCCGGAAGGAUGUUGCCAUCGAGUGUACCGCCGCAAUGAUUUCCCAAUAUCGUUUCCUUUGGCUCAAUUUGAGUGAACUUCUUCAAUUGCUGGGAAAUGUUUAUGCCCGUACCUAUUCGACCUACUGUCUUUUCAUGUUUGCUAACAUCACGGUCGCCAUAUACGGUGCCCUGUCGGAAGUUAUCGACCAUGGAUUUGGGUUUUCCUUCAAGGAAAUCGGAUUGAUCAUCGAUGCAUUAUACUGUUCGACACUGCUGUUCAUUUUCUGUGAUUGCUCCCAUAACGCCACUCUGCAAGUUGCUCAAGGUGUACAGGACACUUUGCUAGGAAUAAACCUGCUCAAGGUAGAUCAACCAACCCAGAAAGAAAUCGAUUUGUUUAUUCAGGCGAUCGAGAUGAAUCCAGCCAUUGUGAGUCUCAAGGGCUACGCAGACGUAAAUCGUGAACUACUGACGGCGAGUAUUGGAACGAUCGCCAUCUAUUUGGUUGUUUUGCUGCAGUUUAAACUGUCACUGAUUUCCCAACAGAUGUCGCCGGAACUGUUGCAGACCAUCAAAUUUCUUCACGAAGCGAAUUAGUUUGUGCAAAAAAUUGUUUAUGUAAAAUAUUUUCACUCGUAUAAUUGUGUGAAUAUAUUAUUGAUCUAAUUAAUGCAAUCUUAUAUAAAUCAUAUUCUAAAGCUUGUUGUUAUCGGCAGUGCAAAACUUAUAGACUUGUUGUCUCACUAACUCUAUAUACCUCAAUGACUUUUGCUAAUCACUCAAUUUAUGGAUACCCCAAUGUUUUUUUUUUUUUUUUGUUUUCAAACAAAAAAAAACUAAAAUGAAUAUUUUUUUAUUUCAUUUUGUCUAGAUUUUUCAUAAAUAUUC
Molecule: messenger RNA, 1733 nt
Organism: Wyeomyia smithii (pitcher-plant mosquito)
Lineage: Eukaryota; Metazoa; Arthropoda; Insecta; Diptera; Culicidae
Product: gustatory and odorant receptor 22-like
Exons: 2
Coding region: 81-1442 (453 amino acids)
Biological process (GO): sensory perception of taste
Cellular component (GO): membrane; dendrite; axon
Source: RefSeq, a predicted model, not a curated record